Molecule: messenger RNA, 2697 nt
Organism: Penicillium verhagenii
Lineage: Eukaryota; Fungi; Ascomycota; Eurotiomycetes; Eurotiales; Aspergillaceae
Product: UBA/TS-N domain protein
Exons: 2
Coding region: 1-2697 (898 amino acids)
Biological process (GO): clathrin-dependent endocytosis; clathrin coat disassembly
Cellular component (GO): cytoplasm; vesicle; intracellular membrane-bounded organelle
Molecular function (GO): clathrin binding
Source: RefSeq, a predicted model, not a curated record
AUGGAUGACCUCAACGGGCUGAGCUGGUCCUCCAACUCAAACACCCCACCCAGCAAACCACCUCCAAUGUCUGCAGGCAUGAUGUUUCCUAACUUCCGUCAAGACAGCGCCUCCGGCAGAUCAACCCCCCUGUCUAUAGCGUCAAAUCGAUCCAAUUCACCAUCAAAACCCGCCCCCUCCACCGGAGACAGCUUCGCGAACUUGGUGUCGUUUAAUUCCUCCGCCGCCAACAAGAACCUUUCUCUGCUCGAGCAACAGAAGCUACUAGAAGCCGAGAAGGCAAAGAAAGAGGCCGACAAAAGAAGUCAUUUCGAGUCGCAAUAUGGGGGUCAGAACUCGCAAUUUUGGGACAGCUUCGAACAAGGCCGUACCCGAAGCCCUGCAGGAGGAACGCUGUCGCAAUCUGUCGCACCCCCCGCGGACGACGAUGAUUUGCUAGCUGCAUUCAAUGCGAAAGCACCGGUUGAUGCGUCAACAAAUUUUCCCAUCCCUAGCGCCUCUCCAUCACCUCGAAUCGGUACGAAUACACCGCAAGGAUCAAAUGGCGGAGGAAUUAUGAUGCAGGACAACACGGCUGGAAUGGAUGCAUUCGAUGAUGAUGAUCCAUUUGGUCUGCGCGAAUUGAAAGCGAAAUCGGCUUCCCGUCCUGCACCCGCACCAGCGCAAGACGAGGAUGAUGAUUUCCUUGGAUUGCUGGGCAAGCCAGUGUCGGAGGUACCACGUCAACAGGUGGCACCACCGGAAAGAAGAGCAUCUCCUCGCCGUGACCGAGAGGAAAGUGAUUCAUCGCCUAUGCCAUCAAAUGAAGUGGACCGGGCUAUCGCAGAGUUAGUUGAUAUGGGAUUCCCGGCAGACAAAGCUCGCCAGGCCCUCAAAACCACUCCGUCGGGUACUGAUGUACAAGCCGCUGUUGGUUGGCUCUUGACAACAGCGCACGCCGAGGCUCGACAAAAGUCACAGGGACAAUCUCCGGCUAACGGUCACCCCAAUGAACGACCAGAACGAGGUCAAAGCCGUAAUCGGGAAGCACCAUCCUGGAUGAGUGAAGGGAGAUCGCGCAAUGACAGCCGGAGUCCUGCCGCUGGCGAGAGAGACCCGGCUCAAAUGGCACAACAAUUUGGCACCAACUUUUUGAAAACAGCGGGUUCGCUGUGGAAAACGGGCAGCAAGAAGUUUCAGCAAGCUGUGAAUGAAUUCAAUACAGAAAACGACUCAAGUCAGCCCAAAUGGAUGAGGGAUGCGGCUGCUCCUCGUGAGGAGUCAUUUUCUCAGCCACAACCCACCCGCCGAAGCGAUAGAUCAGGUCAACUGCAAGGGCAACAAAACGCCGCAGAAUUUACAGAUGAAGCAAUUCUGCUUGAUUCAGGAGAUUCGCGCCCUCGUCAACCGCCGCGGCCAACUCAAUCCGCCCAAGGAGGUCGCGAUCUCCGCCCCCAGCCAUCUCCUCCGGUUGGUCAACACAUGCAGCCACCCAAUUUUCUUCAACGACCGCCCAGUUCCCAGGAACCGAAAUCCCGACUCUCACGAUUUGCCGCUGAAGAGGAAUCCGCGCAAAAUUAUGUCAGCCCAGCAAGACGCAAGCGGGUCCAGCCCCAAGCGCCGCCAGCGGCAGCAGAACCCGAUGUCGAUCUCUUCGCUUCUCCUAUUCCUACACCUAACCGAUCCAACCCCAUACCCCAAUCUAAGUCUGCCCCACCACCUCCUGCACGCUCGGCAUCUAUUCCUGUACGGCCCAAAGCUCCACCACGUCCUGUCCCUCCUGUCUCCCCAGAGGCUCUCCAAUCCACUCACCGCCACCGUGAGAAAGCAGCAGAGUCAUACAAGCGGGGCGACUAUGCAGCUGCACACCAAAGCUUCUCUACUGCCCUUGGCAUGCUCCCUGACAAGCACCCAAUCACCAUCGUGAUCCGCAGCAACCGUGCCAUGACGGCUUUGAAGACCGGUGAACCCAAGACUGCGAUCGACGACGCCGAUAUCAUUCUGAAUGUGAUCGGACCAUCAAAGGGCGAAGAUGAGCUCAUUGAGUUAGGAAAUGGCGAGCCCGCCAAGCCCAUGAAAGACUUUUUUGGCAAAGCAUUGAUGCGCAAGGCUGAGGCUUUGGAACAGCUCGAGCGUUGGGGCGAUGCCGCGCAGGCAUGGAAGCUGGCGGUGGAGUCAGGCCAUGGUGGAAGCACCAGUAUUCAAGGUCGAAACAGAUGCGAGAAAGCUGCUGGGAUCAGCAAGCCGCCGUCCAAACCGCCAGUCCCCGCCAAGAAAAGAGCACCCCCUGCGCCCAAGAAGGUCUCUGCAUUGUCGGAUCUCUCGGGCGGCUCGAGCUCUGGCCAGGACUCGGAAGCUGUCAGCCGUCUGCGUGAAGCUAAUCAAGCUGCCGAGCGCGCUGACCAAGAGAAGUUUGCCCUCACAGACAGCGUUGACGCGAGGAUUACAGCCUGGAAAGGCGGGAAGCAGGAUAACUUGCGUGCGCUUUUGGGCAGCUUGGAUGCGGUGCUAUGGCCCGAGGCUGGCUGGAAGAAAAUCGGCUUGUCAGAGCUGGUCUUGCCGAACAAGGUGAAAAUUCAGUAUAUGAAGGGUAUUGCUAAGGUACACCCUGAUAAGAUUUCUACCACGGCCACUACAGAGCAGCGCAUGAUUGCUGGUGCGGUGUUCGGAACCCUGAAUGAGGCAUGGGACAAGUUUAGGUUGGAGAAUAACCUAUGA